Molecule: messenger RNA, 1308 nt
Organism: Ochotona princeps (American pika)
Lineage: Eukaryota; Metazoa; Chordata; Mammalia; Lagomorpha; Ochotonidae
Gene: RDH11
Product: retinol dehydrogenase 11
Exons: 8
Coding region: 116-1027 (303 amino acids)
Source: RefSeq, a predicted model, not a curated record
UCCAUUGGAUGGAGGAGUUCGGGGUGCGGAAGGGCUCCCCCUCGUGGGCACGUCGCCAACCGCCAGACUCCCAACGGCUCCCCUCCGGGGCCGUCCACCCAAGAACACUGCCCAGAUGCGGGUAUCUCCAGCAGAAACAAUUCGAAAGAUGCUCUCCAGUGGGGUGUGUACCUCCAGCACCCAGCUUCCUGGGAAGGUCGUGGUGGUCACAGGAGCCAACACAGGCAUUGGCAAGGAGACAGCCAAAGAGCUGGCACAGAGAGGAGCCCGUGUGUACUUAGCUUGCCGGGAUGUGCAGAAGGGGGACUCGGUGGCCAAAGAGAUCCAGAGCACCACGGGGAACCCGCAUGUGUUGGUCCGGAAGCUGGACCUGGCCGAUACCAAGUCGGUUCGAGCCUUUGCUGAGAACUUCCUAGCAGAGGAGAAGCAGCUGCACAUUCUGAUCAACAAUGCAGGAGUGAUGAUGUGUCCCUACUCCAAGACAGCAGAUGGCUUUGAGAUGCACAUGGGCGUCAACCACUUGGGUCACUUCCUGCUCACUCAUCUGCUCUUAGGGACACUAAAGGAAUCAGCCCCAUCCAGGGUCAUCAAUGUGUCCUCCUUGGCACAUCACCUGGGAAGGAUCUACUUCCAUAACCUGCAGGGCGAGAAGUUCUACAAUGCUGGUCUGGCCUAUUGCCACAGCAAGCUAGCCAACAUUCUCUUCACGCGGGAACUGGCCCGGAGGCUGAAAGGCUCUGGCGUGACGGCGUAUUCCGUGCACCCCGGCACGGUCAACUCGGAACUGAUUCGCCACUCAGCGGCCAUGAGAUGGAUGUGGCGGCUUUUCUACUUCUUCAUCAAGACCCCCCAGCAGGGAGCGCAGACCAGUCUGUACUGCGCCCUAACAGAAGGGCUCGAGAGUCUUAAUGGCAAUCAUUUCAGCGACUGCCAUGUGGCCUGGGUCUCAGCCCAGGCUCGGAAUGAAACGGUAGCAAGGCGGCUGUGGGACGUCAGCUGUGAGCUUCUGGGCCUCCCCACCGAGUGACAGCUGUCCCCGUGCCAAUACCUGGAUUCUUUGCGGACCCUCAGCCUCAUCUAGAUUAUGACAUGACCUUGUCUGCGACAGCCUAAAGCCUCCGCCACUAAGACGUGUUUUCCAGUCUCAGAGGGGAUUCCUUUUUCUAAGACGUUUACAGGAAUAGGGAAAAGGCAGAAAAUUAAAUCAAGUUCAACUCAUCUUCCUGCCUUUCUCAGAUCCGUCCCGGGGUACUGGAGAAGGCAGGCCGCCGAGCCAGCCCACAGAUGGGGGCCUUCUUUUUGUGCCUU